This is a messenger RNA of Mycotypha africana, 753 nucleotides long. RefSeq lists its product as uncharacterized. The transcript is spliced from 4 exons. The coding region runs from base 134 to 718 and encodes 194 amino acids. The record is from RefSeq and is a predicted model, not a curated record. NCBI's taxonomy places the organism in Eukaryota, Fungi, Mucoromycota, Mucoromycetes, Mucorales, Mycotyphaceae.
AACGUGGAUGGCUGCAAACACGGGCAAAAAAACUGAAUCUGACCUUACAGAUAUGUAUUAUCAACUGUUCAACUUCUAAGGAAUUGGGCUUCAGGUCAAGAUCAAAGUCUACAACUAGGAAGAAGCAAUUUGAAUGGCAAUUAGUAACGUCAUGGUAACAGAUGGCUAUACAGUCUCCUUCUUAUGCCAGCGUAUAAAAAAGCGUGCCUCUUCUAAUGAUCAUUCAAAAAAGCCUCCUGAUUUCGCUGAGGACAUCAAUGUCGGUUGUACCGUUUGGGCCGUGGACCCAGGUGUAACUGAUAUUAUAACAGCCGUGAAUUCGUCUGAUACAGAACGGCUAAGAACCGCAUCGCUUGAUGAAUACUUUCACUUGUGCGGCUUCAAUGAUGCGAACAUUGCUAGAAGACAGCAUCAAAGCAAAAAUGAGACCGUCUUCAAUACGAUCAACAACUUUUCCACUCUUAAAACAACUCUCGUUGAUGAUUUUGUCAAGGCUUCUAAGGAACGCGUCAUAAAUUAUCAAGCAAUAUACGACUAUUAUUCUGCUGAUAGCUGUCAGAUAUGUAGUGCAUGCAAAUAUCGAAGUUUGGAGAAUGUUACGACAGCAGCAACAAAGCGAAGAGUACAUGCUGUAUUGCAGCUGCCAAAAAAAUCUAUGAUUUUCAUGUUUGCUGCAGUAAAUGACAAUCAAAGACCUGCGGUUUUCAAACGAGAUUAGUUCUAUUUUCAUGUGUGAUUGAUAUCACUCCUUCA